Ylistrum balloti is the source of this 2753-nucleotide messenger RNA. RefSeq names its product ras-related protein Rab-1A. Gene Ontology annotation, molecular function: GTP binding; GTPase activity. Lineage: Eukaryota; Metazoa; Mollusca; Bivalvia; Pectinida; Pectinidae. The record is from RefSeq and is a predicted model, not a curated record. The coding region runs from base 128 to 745 and encodes 205 amino acids. The transcript is spliced from 7 exons.
UCGCAAAAAUCGGAAGAAGGAAGCCAUUUUGGUUCAAAGCCUACUACGAUAGGGUGCUAAUUUUUCUUCGUUUCAUCGCAUACAAGGGAUUCUAAUCGCUCUCACAUACAUUCUCGGUCACUAUAGUAUGUCCACAAUGAAUCCCGAGUAUGACUACCUGUUUAAACUUUUGCUGAUUGGAGAUUCAGGUGUUGGAAAGUCCUGUCUACUUUUAAGAUUUGCUGACGACACUUACACAGAAAGUUACAUCAGCACAAUCGGUGUAGACUUUAAAAUACGAACAAUAGAACUAGAUGGAAAAACAAUCAAGUUACAAAUUUGGGACACAGCAGGUCAAGAAAGGUUCCGAACAAUUACAUCCAGCUACUACCGAGGUGCCCAUGGUAUUAUAGUAGUGUACGAUGUAACAGACCAGGAAUCGUUUAACAAUGUGAAGCAGUGGCUACAUGAAAUAGACAGAUAUGCUAGUGAAAAUGUUAACAAAUUAUUGGUAGGAAACAAAUCUGACUUGGAAAUGAAGAAAGUGGUUGAUUACACUACAGCCAAGGAAUAUGCAGACCAAUUAGGAAUUCCUUUCUUAGAAACCAGUGCUAAAAAUGCUACAAACGUUGAACAGGCUUUCAUGACGAUGGCAGCAGAGAUAAAGAACAGGAUGGGCCCAGUGACAGCUGCCGCGGACAACAAAACCAAUGUGAAAAUAAACCCGAGCACACCCGUGAAGCCCUCUGGUGGUGGCUGCUGUUAACUGAGAAGACUCUUAAGUCACCGGGACACACUUUGUAAUUUCCAAUACAUGUAAAUUGAUAUAUGUAUUUCUAAUUUACUCAUUAUUGCCAUCGUUUGAUGACAUUUGAAAGAAGACCAACUAUACGUCUUUCAGUAAAUUAUGGUGGGAUGUUAUAAACUGCAGGAUACAACAAAUAGAGAACAUUUGUUAUAUAGGUGCAACACACAGACCAUCGUAAUCUGUCAUAUCAUGAGAUAUUGAUUAAUGGUAGAAGUGUAAGUUGGGUUUUGUGAUGGGGUGGUGCGGGUGAUACGGGGAUAGGGUUGGGAUACAAAAAUUGCACUGUGAUUUGGCAAGAAAAACACAAUACCCUACUUGAACAACAAAUAACUGAAGUUUGAAGUGAAAAGAUUUUUGUGUUCAUUAUGUAGGCAUGUUUAUUUUCCUGGUAUUUCUAUCUAACUUCUUUUAAAAUUCCUUUGGUAGUCGUGUAAAAUUAAGCUUUAAUGGUUUACACUCAAUAGGUAAUGCUUCAACUUAAAUGUCUUAAUAUCAUUUACUAUAUUGUUCUUUUUUGUGUAAGUGUAAGUCAAAAACUUAUUUGUUGAUUAUUUGGGUAAAAUAAUGUAGAAAUUUUUUUUUUUGAAAAUUGUACGUUGUGUAAUCAGUGCUGUGACAGGACUGUCCAGAGAUAUGCUGGGUAUUUGUGGUAAGUUAAUGUGCUUGAUUGAGGUGUCAAUGUGAAUGUGGCUGAAACCUACUUGUUUCAGAAAUUUAAGAUUUUAAACAAAAAUACUGUUUGGAUGAGAGUCCAGAAAGUACAGCGUCUGUGUUUUUGCCAAUAAUUUCUUGGAUGAUAUUUAUAUGAAUCCUUCAAUAUUUAUGUUUGCAUAUUAACUUGUAAAUUGGUGAUGUACAUAGUAUUACAGGAAAAGAAUGAGAUAGUCAUGUUUUAUAGUGCACCAUGAGAGCUAUUUUGAAGAGGGGCUUCUCUCUUAAACUUCAUUUUCCCCACAUAUUGGUUUAUCUGUCCUUCAUAUUCUUGUAUAGUAUAAACUAUUUUCAUCAGUUGUCGGGAGAAAGCAAUUAUGUGAAAAAUCAGAGUUGGAAAAAAAAGUCAGCAUUCCACUGGCAAUUACACUAUUUAUCCAUCCAUUUUUUUUGCUAGGUAUAACUCAUGUAUGUCGAUGUGAUACAAGAGGCAUGUACAUAAUUGACAGAAAGACAGAAAGUGUGAGGUAUGGGUAACUGUGUAUCAUUUAUAACUGUUACCAUUUUAGUAUAAGAUAUUCCUUUUAACACAACAAUGCAUAUGUUGUUAGCAUACAUAUGUGAGGCACAGAAAUCAGUAGUCUACUAUUAUUGCUAUAGAAGCAAUAUUAUUUUAUAAACUUACAUUGUAAAAACAAAUGAUUUCAAAGUGAAGCAAAUGAUCCAUUAAAAGUAACAGAACUGUUUCAUAUUGUUUAAAAACCAUAUAAUUUGCCAAAAAUGAUAUGUUGAGUUUGUGUGUGCAUUUCUGUUGGAAUUUACAUGUACCAAAACACUGCGAAGAUGAUGUUUUACUAUGAAUGUAAUCAUGACAGAUUUUAUCAUCAGUGACAAAUUAUUUGGUUGUAAUUAUUGCUUUUCCAGGAUAAGAACUAGCAAUAUGUUAAUAAGUCCACACUGGGUUGUACUAUUUGGAUUCAACCUUCCUCACAUUUAAGUGUCAGCAGUUAUGUUUGCUUAUGUCCCACAUGUCACCUAGUUCCCUUCACAUGAACUUGUUUCAAAACAAAUUGUUUAACUUGUUAGAUAUUCUGUCAUACACAUUUUGUGUAUAGUUGGUGGCUAUAUUUUGUGUAAGAGGAUGGUUGGUGUGUGGGGUACAAGGUGACAAUGUAAUGGGAGCUUGUAAGUCUGUGCCUCACAGUCAGGGUUAUGUUAAAUAAGGAACAAGCUGGCUUGUAUCAUUUGCAGUCUGUAUCACUGCAUGGCUAGUUCUCAUCUGUUCAGUCAAUAAAAUCAAUAACUAUGACCUGUA